Messenger RNA from Parnassius apollo (apollo), 465 nucleotides. The record is from the annotation of a GenBank genome assembly. Lineage: Eukaryota; Metazoa; Arthropoda; Insecta; Lepidoptera; Papilionidae.
AUGCCAGCCUUCUUACAGCGAAACAGACGAUCACAGUUAAUGAAAACAGGCAAAAACAGCAAGCUUACAGUCGUACCUGGUAAAUCUAUAUCAACCGAAGGAACAGAAGAGUUUGAUAAAGUUAAGAAGAUGAAGAAGGAUACAAGAAUAAUUAAACGAAAAGAGAAAACGGAUUUUAGUUUACCAAGACCUUCAAAAUUAACUUCUGAUAAAAGGAAUAUAAAGCAUGCUGAAACUAAAAGCCUCAGAUCAAACUAUACCUACGAGCUAGAUAAAGACGCUACCUUGGAAGACAACUCGGCACAAUUACAUUGUUCGUGGUUGAUGCUUCAAAAUCCUGACAGCCUUUAUAUGCUUUGCAUAAGUGCUACAAACUUUUACUUGCACCCUAUAGUGGCAGAUUCAAAUAAUGUCUUGCAUUAUAUGCAGAAUUUGCCAAAGAAUUCCAAGUUUUGUGUUGUAUAA